AUGUUCCGCGUUGGAUUGGCGAAGACUGCGCUCAGACCCGCUCGUGUGUACCGCCCCGUGCUUGCCCGCGGCAUCAACACCAUCCCCCAGCCGCCCGGUGGGGUUGUUGGCGACGCUAACGACGCCUACGUUCCCCCUCCCCCCGAUAAGGCCCACGGGUCGCUCCACUGGACCUUUGAAAGAGUUGUCGCUCUUGGUUUGGUCCCCGUGACUCUCUACCCGUUCAUCAACCCCGCUUGCUCGAUCGUCGACACCUCGUUGUGCACGUUGUUGUUGUUCCACUGCUACACUGGUUUCCAGCUGUGCAUCAUUGACUACAUCCCCAAGCGGGUCUACGGCGGGUUGCACAACGCCGCCAUGUACCUCUUGAUGUUCGGCACCGGUGUUGCCGGCUACGGGGUCUACGAGAUGGAAAAGAAGGACGGCGGGUUGGCCCCGCUCAUCGCCAAGCUCUGGAAGGCUUAG
Messenger RNA from Diutina rugosa, 465 nucleotides. RefSeq names its product succinate dehydrogenase membrane anchor subunit. Gene Ontology annotation, cellular component: membrane; mitochondrial envelope. Bases 1 to 465 code for a protein of 154 amino acids. Gene Ontology annotation, biological process: mitochondrial electron transport, succinate to ubiquinone; tricarboxylic acid cycle. Lineage: Eukaryota; Fungi; Ascomycota; Pichiomycetes; Serinales; Debaryomycetaceae. Gene Ontology annotation, molecular function: ubiquinone binding; heme binding. The transcript has a single exon. The record is from RefSeq and is a predicted model, not a curated record.